UUAAGUUACCGACCGAUGAUUUAAAAUUCAUUAUUACUUCUUACUACUAAUAGAGUACAUUACUUUAAUCGAAUUGUUUUGUAAUUAAUCUUCCCUAAUGGAGGAAAUAGAGUACAUUAGUUUAAUCGAGUGGUUCUGCCAUCAAUUUUACUACAAUGGCAUGUUACUCUAUUGCAAAGAAGCAUGCGAGGUGUAUCCGACAAACGAAUACUUGAGAAUUCUUCUAAGUCUUGCGUACGUACUGACUGGAAAGAUACAAGAGGCGAUCAAAGAAAGUUCAAGCUUAAUGAAUAAUGCAGAUACCACGCUGGCAGCGUUGCUUCUUCAGAAUAUUGCAUACACAAAAGCCGAGAAUGUUGAGAAAACCACUAUUAUACAGAUUGAAACGAGAAUUAGAGACGAAAGACGAAAAUCGUCUGCGAAUGCAUUGUCUUUAGCAGCUUCAAUGUUGCUUUUGUCCCAGAAAGUUGACAAAGCUAAAGAUUACGUGGAGAGAGCUUACAAGUUUGAUCCAUCCAAUAAAAAUGUUUUGUUAACAAAAGGUUGGGUAGAAUUGUUCGCCGUAAAUGAGGAAAACUUGAGCGAGACCAACUUGUUUGAUGUUGUUCUGCAACAACAAGAUUCGAAGAACGUAAAUGCUUUGCUUGGAUCUGCUAGGUACAAGCAACGGCAGGGUGAUUACGCAGGAGCGAUAUUAACGUUGAAUUCGUUGAUUGUACGAUAUCCCAAGUUAUGUUUACCCUUGGUAGAAAAAUUAUGUAAUCAACUCGCACUGAAAGAUUGGGAUCAAGUUUUGGAGACUGCUAAUAGAAUAGUGUCAAUCGACUCGAACAACUUGGAUGCGAUAAAAGCACACGCAUUUGUAAACAUUUGCAGAGAUGGGAAUUACAACGAAGGACUGAAACAUUUACAGUCAUUUUUCAGAAAUAUGAUAAUUAUAGAAACAAAGAACGUUACGGUUUUGGUGAACAAUAUUCAAUUAUUUUCACGAAUAGCUUGCAAACAUCAAGGAAUUUUAUUGGAGCUAUCUAGGAUCGUUGAAAAGGCAUUGCAACAGAAUACGAAAAGUGCAGAUCUCAUGGUGGAAUUAGGGAACUUGUACGUUUCGCUGGAUAAAGUGAAAGAUGCAGAAAAUUGGUACAGAAGCGCUGUUAGAAUAAACGAGUCGUCAUUUGCCGCUCUAAUGGGACUAGCUCAUUGUCAGCUUUUAGACACUUCGGUUGACGCCUUGGAUUUGGCGCAGCAGCAAAUAGACUUUCUGCUGGAGGUACAAUCUAAUUCAGUGGACGCGGAAUUGUUUUUCAUGUCCGCCAAAUUAAAAUCCAAUGAUUCCAUCAGAGUCCUGAAUUACUUGAACAGUGCAGCCACAAUCAUACUGAACAACUGUAAAUACGUUCCAUACGGUUACGAUUAUAUGAAGAAAUUAAAUCCGGAUUUAUGUUUAGAAAUUUCCAAACAACGUUUGGUUUAUCCCAUUACAAAUGACACGACAAGCUUGGAAGAAAAGGCAUCCAAUUACAAAGAGCCGAGUUUGUAUUUGUUGGAGCAGUUAUCAGAAGCAUACCCUGGUCUGAGUGUGGCACAGUUAUUGCUGAGUAAAGCUAAAAUGCAGAGUGGAGAUUUAGAAGAAGCUUCGUCCAUACUAAGAAAUCUUCUAGACAACGUUGAUUCGUCCAAUGCGCAAGCUCAUUUGCUGAUGGCUCAGAUUCUAGCUCGCCAAGGGAAUUACCAGUCUGCCUCGCAAAGUCUCGAAGUUGGUUUAAGUUACAAUUUCAAGAUCAGAGACAAUCCAAUUUAUCACUUGAUUACUGGUAUGGUUCAGAAAGAAACGAACGAUAUCGAAGGCUCGAUAAAAAGCUUUCAGACAGCUAUGUCAUUAGCAGAGACUCAAUCGCGCAAAAGCACUUUGGAAAAGUGCCUAGAUGUUUCAACGUCAGACGUGGCAACUUUGUAUCUGGAAUUAAUUUCUGCUUUUGGAAAAGUGAGACAGUUCAACGAGGCGAUGAACGUAAUACAAGAUGCAAAGGUAAAACUUGGAAACACGUCGGAAGAAGGUAGAAUAUUGAUAGGAAAUGCGGAGCUUUUCCUAGAAAUGGGGGAGUUGGAUGGUGCCAUUGACUGCUUGUCUAAAGUAACUCCGGAUCAACCUUAUUAUUUGCAAGCACACACACGUUUGGCCGAGAUAAAUUUGAAACACAAAAAGGAUCGUCUUGCUUUUGCUAUGUGUUUCAGAGAGUUGGUUGAACACUGUCCUGGUCCCAAGACAUACAGUAUGCUCGGCGACGCGUAUGUCUCAAUACAAGAGCCAGAGAGAGCGAUAGAAGCAUAUGAGCAAGCUCUGAAACAAAAUCCCGUGAACAAAGUGCACGUAGCAAGUAAGCUAGGAAAGGCACUUAUAAAAACGCAUCAGUACACAAAAGCCAUCAAUUAUUACAGAGAUUUGAUGAAACAAGACAACUUUAAAAGCUUAAAGUUGGAUUUCGCAAAGUUGUUCAUAAAAAUGAAGCAGUAUGAUAAAGCAGAAGUUACGUUGGUCCAAGAAUUGCAAGACGGUCGACGAGAUUCAGAUUUGAAGAGCUUUGAAGCGCGUAGUCAGCUUUUGCUGCUGCUCGCCAAAACUCGAGAAAAGGCAGACAAUAUUAACGGUGCUUUGUCAGCAUUGAAAGAAGCAAAGGAGAACCUGCACCGAUACAUCCAACGUAUGGGAAGUUCUAGCUUGGAAGAUGAGAAACAACUUUUGGCCAAUAUCUGUUUAACAAUGGCUGAUCAUUCCUCUUCUCUAAGAGAAUAUGAUCAAGCUAUCAUGUACUACAAAGAAGCAUUGAAUUACAGGCCUGCGAAUGUAAAUGCUCUGUUAUCUUUAGCAAAACUUUAUAUGCAGACAAACAAUUUGGAUCGAUGUGCCCAAAGUUGCACAGCUUUGUUGAACGCGGAUCCCAACAACGAAGCUGCUUCUAUAAUGAUGGCUGAUCUUGCAUUCAGAAAAGUCGACUUUGACACAGCAGCGUUUCAUUUUCGGCAGCUACUGUUGAAGCAGCCAACCUACUGGACCGCUUUAGCAAGAUUGAUAGAGGUUUCUCGUAGAACUGGGGAUAUGGACGACCUUCAGGAAUGGCUUCAUCGGGCAGAGCUAGGAAUGAGCGAUGCAAACUUAACGCCUGGCUAUUACUAUUGCGCGGGCUUGUUAGAUUGGCGUAUGGGUCGAUUAAAUUCUGCGCUCCGUCAGUUUAAUUUCGCGAGACGCGAUCCUGAAUGGGGUCAACAGGCGAUAUACAAUAUGAUUGAGAUUUGUUUGGACCCGGAUGACGACUCCUCCCUCUCGAAUGAGGUCUUCAACGACGACGAUGCCGAGUAUCAAGAUUCCAGAACGAUGGCUCUGAAAACAGCCUUUCGCUUGUUACAGGAAUUGAAUCCCAAAGGUAGUCAACACGAAAUGUUGACACACAGAUUGCUAAGCAAUUUCUUCCUGCUUGCUACAAAGCAAAAAUCCAACGUAGAGAAAGCAUUGCAGGAUUGCACCGUAUUAGCCAGUCAAGAGGCACUGAGAGAUCACGUAGGACCGGCCUUAGGCAUGGCUAUGGCCCACGUUCUUCUGAAGCAAACUCCUAGAGCUCGAAACCAUUUGAAACGUGUCAGUAAGAAUACAUGGACCUUCGAGGACGCGGAGUACCUGGAACGUUGCUGGUUGCUUUUAGCGGAUAUCUAUGUUCAAUCCAAUAAAUACGAAUUGGCAAACGAUCUUUUAAGACGUGUUUUGCAGCACAACGCCACUUGUGUUAGAGCUCACGAACUGUCUGGACACAUUGCAGAAAAGGAGCAAAAUUACCGCGAAGCUGCGUCGCAAUACAGCCAAGCGUGGAAGUAUGGUGGAAAGUCAAAAUUGUCUGUCGCUUAUAAAUUAGCUUAUUGCUCGAUGAAAGCGAAAGCAUACGCAGACGGGAUAGAAGCAUGUAACGAGGUCUUGAAACAGAGUCCCGAUUAUCCACGUAUCAAAAAGGAGAUUUUGGAAAAGUGUAUCAAUAACUUACGCACCUAAUAAAUAAUAAACAAUUAUACUGUAUUCGAUGACUGUAA
Frieseomelitta varia is the source of this 4074-nucleotide messenger RNA. RefSeq names its product tetratricopeptide repeat protein 21B-like. The transcript is spliced from 6 exons. Gene Ontology annotation, biological process: intraciliary retrograde transport; protein localization to cilium. Gene Ontology annotation, cellular component: intraciliary transport particle A. The record is from RefSeq and is a predicted model, not a curated record. Gene Ontology annotation, molecular function: protein binding. Lineage: Eukaryota; Metazoa; Arthropoda; Insecta; Hymenoptera; Apidae. Bases 98 to 4036 code for a protein of 1312 amino acids.